CUUCACAGUAGGUACUACUAAUUUAGUAGUCAUUUUUCAGUGGGUGCAGUGUCAUUGUACUGAAUGAACAAAAAAUGGCUGCAUUCCCCUUUAAACCAACUCCCAGUGGUAACUUUAAAGUUCAGUCGAACCAGGUAGUAUUCCAAUCAUCUACAGUUGGCGUUCUUUUAGCGGACCCUACUCAAGCUAAGGUGAAAGUAAAAUUUGAAGGCAAGGCAGCAGGUGAACCUGAAGAUGAUGAAAAUAACGAAAGUAGCUGUGAUCAAGAACAGCAACUUCAGUAUGAACCUAAAGAAGCAAAUAUUUGUUCAGAAACAAAAAAAGAUUUUACAAAUAGUACUAAAACUAAGCCACAUUCUUCUAAUGAUAAAAAUGGAGAAUAUUUGAGCAAUCUUGGUUAUACACAAGCCGAGCCAGUUGACUGGAUGAGAGUUCAAUUGCCCAAGAAACAAGAUUUAUUUCAAGAGUUCUAUCGAAGAAUACACAAUUUUAUAAAUACUGAUACAAUUGUUCGUAUAGGCCGCGAACAAUUUCAUUGUCAUCAUAUAGUUCUUGAGAUUUAUUCCUCAUUCUUUGAAAGCAACACAGCACGAGAAAUAGAAUUAUCACGUACAGAUGUAACUGCAGAAGCUUUCCACACAAUUUAUGAGUGGAUGAUAUUCAGUGGCCCAGAAAGUAAUAAAAUUCUAAAAAGGGAUAAUGUACUGGAUUUGUUAUGUGCUGCUCAGUAUCUUGGUAUCAAAGAUUUAGAACCUCAAUGCUGGUCAUUUAUCGUAAACGAGAACCUCUUCAACGAGGAUACAGCAUUUGCUUUAUAUAGAGAGGCGAGACUCAAAGGCAUGCCACCGGUGAUGGAUUUAAUGGUACCUCGAGUGAUGAGAUUCUUUUUACCACUUGUUGCUUCUAAAGAUUUUUUAGAACUAGAUCCAGACGAAGUUAUAACAUUUCUUAAGUCCAGUUACAUAUGCGUCACAAGCGAGAUAGAAGUUCUAAUGGCCGGUGUAAGGUGGUUGUGUGGAGAUUGGGCAAAUAGAAAAAUGCAAGCAGUGAACAUAAUGCGGUGCGUGCGUUUCGGUCUAAUCUCGCCUUGGCAGUUGGUGGAUAUCAAGAGGAAUCCUGAAAAUGCUGAGAUAUUAGAGAUUGUCAACGAACCAGAAAUACAGCAAAUGGUAGAUGAUGGCUUGGCGUACGUUAUAAUCAAAUAUUGGUAUGGAAAUAACUCUAAGAACUAUUAUCACUGGAUCGAUGUUUUGGGUUUGACCGAGCCAGCUGAGAGAAAUUGGAUUGGUGAAGAAAAGAACCACGUCACUUACAAGGAUUUUUUGCAAUACCUCGAACAGUUUCUAAUACAAAAAGAACAAAUGUAUCAACAAAUGGCAAUGAUGCAACCGGCGAGACGUUGCGACGACGGUCACGGCAGUUUGCGAGGUAUGGAUGAUAAAAUGGAAAUGCGAAGGCCUAAAAUAGACUUCCCACUGCCUGCGACAUUGAGAGGAAUGACCGGAGAUAAGUUCCCGACUAUGUCUGACUUUUUCGAUUGCAAACAAAAGGCAAAAGUAGAAGGUGAUUCACCGAGUCUAUCGCCUUCACCGAUGAACACCGCAAGAAGCUCCUUCGAAGAACCUAAAAAGAGUCCAAAUUUAAAGCAGAAACAGAAAAAUUUAGAGGAACCGUGCAAUGUGCGGCCACCGGCGAAGCAUCAGUGGUGUAAUCAAGAACAGGAGGUAUACAUGUGCAAAUUGAAACCGGAGCAUCGUCGCCUUCAAUUUAAAUCUGUUUACUACAGUGUGCAGGUCGGCGUAGUGAAAGAAGACACAGUGUCGCAGCUAGCUAUCUGGCUGCAGCAACGGCUGCCUUGUCUGGUGUUUGGAGGUAGAGAUCAAGCCACCGGCACCCGUCACCAACCGACCGACGCUAGCGCGACUCAGUGUCAUGUCGACACAGCUUUACCCAACAAGGCCACCAGUCCACAGAUAUCAAUGUUCAACCAGUCCAAGCAGUCGCUUGCUAGAGCUAACAUGAAUAAGCUCUCUACUUCCAUUCUCGGGCCCUCGAAUAAGAAUUACAUCACAGAUGGAUCGUUGUUCAAUUGGGACAGAGAAACUGUUUUGGUGUUCGGCGGUAUCGACCCCCACACCUCUUAUGGGGUUUCUGGUAACACUGGAAAAGAUAUUUGCAGGUUCGAUCCUGUCACAAACUCUUGGGAUUUAGUUGGCGAACUUCCGGAGCCGAGACACCAUCAUUCUGUUGCAUUUCUACGUGGACGCGUCUUUCUUGUCGGUGGAGCAGACCCUAGAGAAGACGAUUUGCGCGGCAAGUCAGUGGUGGUCUCCACGGUGUGGAGCUACGAGCCCGUCACCAGGUCGUGGUACAGCGAGUCUGGUCUCGCUAUACCGAGGAAGAACUUUGGGCUUGUCGUGCAUCGUAUGGCGCUGUAUGCUAUUGGAGGCCAGGAUAAGAAGGGCAGAGUACUACGUUCGGUAGAGAAGUUCGACCCAAAGACUGGAUCGUGGAGCGAAGUGCGGGCGAUGUCGACAGCACGGAUGGCCGCCGCCGCCACCAAGUACCGCGACUACAUCUGGGUGGCCGGCGGCAUGACGGGGGAGAAGAGACGACCCGUCUGCAUCAGCGUGGAGUGUUAUAGCUCCAAGACUAAUCAGUGGACGGAGAUACACAGUCUGCGAUUUCCAAGAUGUUUCGCUACAUUGUUUUCCAUGAACGAUAAGCUGUACAUUAUCGGUGGCGCUGGGAAAGUCUCUGAUAAGGAUAAAACUCCAAGCAGCGUGGGAGCGCUAGACGUUUGGAACUGGAAGGAACGGCAGUGGAAGCUGGAAACUGAGAUGUCCAUCCCAAGACACGGGCACGCUCUGGCGUACCUCGGCACGCAACUCAUUAUAAUAGGUGGCGUGACAACAAUCUACAUGCGCGCCUUAAGCAAUGUGGAAUCCUUCUGCUGCGAGCGCGGGGCUUGGAUCAGAGGGGUCGCUAACUUGCCUGCACCCCUGUCCGGCCACGGCGCGGUCACUUUACCCCCGGCGUCACUCAUGUGAAGCCAGUACGAUCGAAGGUGAUAUUUUGUUGCUGGGCUAUAAAUUGCAAGAUUUAUAUUUUUCUCAUUUUUCCUUAAAAAAUUAACUAUACUGCAGGCUUUAUUGAUGACUACUGUUUACCAACAAACAAAUUAAA
Molecule: messenger RNA, 3186 nt
Organism: Bicyclus anynana (squinting bush brown)
Lineage: Eukaryota; Metazoa; Arthropoda; Insecta; Lepidoptera; Nymphalidae
Exons: 22
Coding region: 75-3050 (991 amino acids)
Molecular function (GO): protein binding
Source: RefSeq, a predicted model, not a curated record